This is a messenger RNA of Leptopilina heterotoma, 1138 nucleotides long. RefSeq lists its product as uncharacterized. The transcript is spliced from 2 exons. The coding region runs from base 566 to 1066 and encodes 166 amino acids. The record is from RefSeq and is a predicted model, not a curated record. Lineage: Eukaryota; Metazoa; Arthropoda; Insecta; Hymenoptera; Figitidae.
AUCAAGAAAAAAAGUUUCUCUACAAAAGGAUAAAACAGAAAAGCAAAAAAAUUAAAUCACACGUUGAUUUCUUUAAUUAUUGUAUAAAAAAUUGUAUUGUUGUAUAAUUUAUAAUUUUGUUGCAAAUUCUUUUAAUCGAAAAUGAAUAUAAUUGGAAUUGAAAAUGUUAUCGCAAUAAUAUUUGCAUUAACAUUGCAAAUAGUAGUGUCAACGAGAAGAACAGCAAGCGAGCGAGCUGAUGAAUUUAAUGAGUUAUACAAUAAACAAUAUGAUGUUAUUGACAAUCAUAUUGCUGAUUGUUUUAAAAAUGAGGCUUGGAAUUAUAUUGAAGAAUAUGUUCUCAGUGAUGAUGAACUGCAAUCAUUUAUUAUCAAAAUAAAUAAAACUGGACGUCCAAGUAUAAAUUACAAAAAUAGAAAAUUACUCAAUCCAGUUGAUUUUUCGAUUUUGCGAUUUUUCACUUAUUUGGAAUCAACCACUUUUCAAUUAAGAACAGCAACGAAACAAGUUGAAAGUCUUAAAUCACAAUCCAAAAUUUGAGAUCGAUACCCCCGCAGGUUGGCGAAUGAAAAGGGCAAUUUACAGUUUGCUUCUUCGACAAUAUAAUCCAACAUUUGACUCACAUUCUAGUAAUAAUCCUGAGAGACAUUGUUUCUUUGCAAGUUUAAGAAAAAAUGAAAUGAUUGCUAAAGUCAAAGAGGGCAUUACUUAUAGAAAUGCACAAUUUCGACUUUGCUAUCCUGAAUUAAAAGAUGUUAUUGCUCCAGAAACUGAAAUUGACAAUAAUUCUUUAACUCUAGUUUAUACUAAACUGACAUUUUCGAAAUAUUAUCAAGUUUUAAAUAUAAAAGAAAUUACAGAUGAUAAUCGCGAUCUUUAUGUAAUUCUUCCUGAAACAAACUACAGAUUCAGUGAUCCAUACAGAUUUAUGCAUAAUAAAAUGUUUAUUCAAAUGUUACCAAUGCAAAUAACUGAAGUCAACGAUAUUUUAGGAGUAUUGGUUCACAUGGCAAAUGCAAUUGAAAAUUUAAAAACUAAAGAGGAGAAUUAUUUAAAAAAUCUCUAAUAAUUUUAAUAAAGAAAAUUUAUCCAUUUUAUUUUUAAUCGUAAAAGAAGAAUUUCAACGAUAUGAUAAAAA